Prunus armeniaca (apricot) is the source of this 507-nucleotide messenger RNA. NCBI's taxonomy places the organism in Eukaryota, Viridiplantae, Streptophyta, Magnoliopsida, Rosales, Rosaceae. The record is from the annotation of a GenBank genome assembly.
AUGGAAGUCCACCACGACGACGUUUCAAUGGAGAACGCAGUCGUUGAGCCCAUGCCUAGGAGAACCAAAGGCAGAGGAGGAAGAGGACGUCUCAGAUCACAAUCCAAAACCCUAGACCAUCCAAACAAUCCAUUUUUCCUCGAUGCGAAUGAGCCCCCUUCUCAAGGCUACGCUCCUCAACGUUCUAUUGAAGGAUGGAUUGUAUUGAUCACUGGAAUACAUGAAGAGGCACAGGAAGAUCAUAUUUUGAAUGCAUUUGGUGACUAUGGGGAAAUCAAGAAUUUGCAUAUGAAUCUUGACCGUCGCACUGGAUUUGCUAAGGGUAAUGCGCUGAUUGAAUAUGAGACAUUUGAGGAAGCUGAUGCAGCAAUAUCAGCAAUGAAUGGAGCUAAACUUUUUGGCCGGACCAUCCUUGUUAACUCGGCUUUCAUGACUGGUCCCUUUGGAAGUAAUUCAAGAAGAUCACCACAAUUGAACCGCUCCAGAAGUCCCAGGAUGAAAUACUGA